Messenger RNA from Oenanthe melanoleuca, 2069 nucleotides. RefSeq names its product urotensin-2 receptor-like. Gene Ontology annotation, cellular component: membrane. Bases 1 to 1104 code for a protein of 367 amino acids. The transcript has a single exon. Gene Ontology annotation, biological process: regulation of blood pressure; blood vessel diameter maintenance; neuropeptide signaling pathway. Gene Ontology annotation, molecular function: urotensin II receptor activity. The record is from RefSeq and is a predicted model, not a curated record. NCBI's taxonomy places the organism in Eukaryota, Metazoa, Chordata, Aves, Passeriformes, Muscicapidae.
AUGGAGCCCAACGGGACGGCGGCGGCGGGGGACAACGGGACGGCGGCGGCGGCGGCGAGCGGCGGGGGUGCCCCCGGGGGCGGCCCCCUGCUCAUCCCCUCGGCCUUCGGGACGGUGCUGUCGGUGAUGUACGUGGCCGGGGUGGCCGGCAAUGUCUACACGCUGGUGGUGAUGUGCCACUCGGCGCGCUGCGCCGCCCCCAUGUACAGCUCCAUCGUCAGCCUGGCCCUGGCCGACCUGCUCUACCUCUCCACCAUCCCCUUCAUCGUCUGCACCUACCUGGCUCAGGACUGGUACUUCGGGGACCUGGGGUGCCGCAUCCUGCUCAGCCUGGACCUGCUCACCAUGCACGCCAGCAUCUUCACGCUCACGCUCAUGUGCACCGAGCGCUACCUGGCCGUCACCCGGCCCCUGGACACCCUGAAGCGCUCGCGGGGCUAUCGGAAGGUCACGGCGGGGGCUGUCUGGUCCGUGUCGCUGCUGCUCACGCUGCCCAUGAUGCUGAUGGUCACGCUGACCGAGGGGGGCAAGGCGGAGGGCAAGGUGAAGAGGAUGUGCGCGCCCACCUGGAGCGUGGAUGCCUACCGGACCUACCUGACCGUGCUCUUCAGCACCAGCAUCAUGGCCCCGGGCAUCAUCAUCGGCUUCCUCUACACGCGCCUGGCCAGGACCUACCUGGAGUCCCAGAGGAACCCCCCCCACAAAGAGAAGAGCAAGAGAUCCCCCCGGCAGAAGGUCCUCAUCAUGAUUUUCAGCAUCGUGCUGGUCUUCUGGGCCUGCUUCCUGCCCUUUUGGAUCUGGCAGCUGGUGCGCCUCUACAGCAGCUCUCUGCAGCUCACCACCCAAACCCAGAAGUGCAUUAACUACCUGGUGACCUGCCUGACCUACAGCAACAGCUGCAUCAACCCCUUCCUCUACACCCUGCUCACCAAAAACUACCGCGAGUACCUGCGCAACAGGCACCGCAACUUCUACAGGUUCACGUCGUCCUUCCGCAAGAGGGGCUCCAACCUGCAGUGCUCCUGGGGCCGCUCCAUGUCCUCCAGCAACCAGUACGACUACAGCUCGGAGGCGCUGGGCAUGGCCACGCUGAAGGACAAGUGAGGAGCAGGAGGCGCUGCCAGCAGCCAGGAGCAGCAGGAGUCCGGCCAAGGUAGGGCUGCGGGACCCCCCGGCCCUGAAUUCAGGGCUCCAAAAACUCAUUGCUGGGGGCAAGAAGCCGUGUGAAUCCAAACGCUGCGAGACGAGUCCGAAUUUCCAUCUGGUUGGGGGGGUCCUGCCGGGAGCCAGCAGCCCUUCAGGACAGCUCCUGCAGGGUUUGGGGUGCAGAAGAUGAGGUGAUGCUCCGCUCGCUUCUGCCACAAACUGCUUGGCUGAGUUUCGGCUCCCGAUUCUCUCGGGUGGUUUCUCCGUGCUGCCUUGGGGCUGCAGAAAUCUGAGAUGGGCCCAGUAUCACUUAAACCCAGCCUUGGGUCUGCCCUCUGUGUUACUGUUGUCUGUUUCUGGAGUGUGUAAAGAGACUUUUAAGUCCCUUUUCCUAUUUCCUGUUACAUUACGGUGCACUACGGUUCUAUCAAGCUUAAAGUCUCUAUUUUAAAAUUCAUUGCAGCAGCACUUUGAACUCCAAGCAUUCAAAAACCACCAGGUAAGCUGUCAGAAACCACAGGAUUACCUAAAAAAAAUUGAAAUUUUUUAAGGUUUCUACCUAAGGUGGUUUGAAUUUGCCACUGAUUUUUUUUUUAAAAGUUGGUCCUUUUCUUAAAAGUCAACAGAGCUUGGCAAACCUGAAAAUUUACUUUGGAAGAAAUAAAAAAUUAUUUAUAAUCCUAUCACUCAAAGACCUGAGGCUCAAAGAAAAAUGACUGAAUCCUAUAUCAUGAAACCCAUUAUAAAAGAGACAAAAUUUUUCAUGACAUUUGAUCAAAACCAUUUUGCCUCAAUGUAUUCUGCUCAUUUUCUCCCUGCUUGGCAUCUCACAGUGAGCCUUCACCACAGAUCCUGGAGAUGCCUGUAAGCACUUAAACAAUUGUAAAGUGUCAGUUUAUAAAUAAAUGCUUAUUAAAAAUGGA